Molecule: messenger RNA, 1736 nt
Organism: Suillus subalutaceus
Lineage: Eukaryota; Fungi; Basidiomycota; Agaricomycetes; Boletales; Suillaceae
Exons: 8
Coding region: 256-1677 (473 amino acids)
Biological process (GO): protein dephosphorylation
Cellular component (GO): nucleus
Molecular function (GO): protein tyrosine/serine/threonine phosphatase activity
Source: RefSeq, a predicted model, not a curated record
CUGCUGAGCUCUCCGUGUAAAGCGUUGACAACUGUUGACAACCAUUCCGACGUUUCACGGCGAAUAAUUAUUACUAGUGGCCCAUUCAUUUGACUUCGCACUUCCUAGUUGACCGCUGAAUUAUUUUAUCACUCGCUCCGAGUCAUCAUUGGCAUACCACAAACUUGGUCGAGUUCCCGAAGUAUUAAUAUACCUAAUAGUCUUAACAGGAAAAUUCAGUACACAGCUUCCUACUUCAUUUAUCUACCAUUUACGAUGGAUGAAGUUGUACCAGGAGUUUGGAUUGGAGAUCUGCAGAGCGCUUUGGAUGUCAAGGGAUUGAAGGAGAAAAACAUCUUCAGCGUUUUAACAGCGAUGCGGGGCAAAGUUACCAUUCAUGCGAUAUUUAACAGAUACCAAGUCAACAUUGACGAUAGUGCAAAUGAAGAUGUCCUCGUGCACUUUUUGCCGUCGAUAUCAUUUAUCCAGAACGAGCUCGACAAGGGUCGUGGUGUACUCGUGCAUUGCAUGGCUGGAAUCAGCAGGAGCGCAACGAUUGUCGCAGCAUACCUCAUGUACUCGCUGAAGCUCGACCCGGAAAGCGCUGUAGACAUGAUAAGGACAGUGAGGCCCAUCGUUGAGCCAAAUGAAGGAUUUAUGGAACAACUUAAGGUGUUUCACCAAUCGUCAUACAAGUUCACGCGGCGUGAUAAGGCAACACGCAUGUUCUACCUGGAACGGACAAUGGAGGAGAUUAUGAAUGGAGAUGGGACAAUUCCAGACAAUGCAAUGUUCGCCAAGCAUCCCAGAACACCAUCAGAUUCUGUACCCAAUACACCGAUGAUCGUGCCAAGCCGUCGAAUACGAUGCAAGAUGUGCAGGCAAGAACUAGCGACGCGCGAGCACAUGCUCGAUCAUGGGCAACUAGGCCCACCGACGCCCGCUCUGCCCUCACUAUCACCCGCCACGUCGAGGCGCCCGUCUGCAAACGACCGCGGCACGUCAUCGCGGCGACCAUCCAUGAGCCUCGGUGCACGGGCGCUGAUGGAAUCGCUCUCAAUGUCAUCGCUUUCAAUGACAUCACUCUCAAUGUCAGCACUCGAUACGGAGGAUGAUCACGAGUCAGAUGAGCCAAAGAAUGGGCACACGGACGAUUUGUCUCCCCCUAGAGUUAACGUAAAGUCCUCGCGAUCAUCCUCAAUGUCAAUGGAAGGCCUCGGAAAGAACCUAUCGGAUGCACUCGAUGCAUCUGUCACUACCGAUGAAGGCCCAUCAACAGGGACGGCCACGCAAUCCGAGACGGUGCGUGUGCUGUCGUCUGUACAUGAGAGCCAGGAUACAUCGAAGACCGGCGGACCGCCGCAGCCUCCGUUGGACCUGGCAGCUGAGCUGCAUUCUCAUCCGAAACUCGCUGCGCUGCGCAUGCCUCCGUCGUUGAGUAUGACAGGGAUAAGAUCGCCAGUCAGUCCACCGAUCCUCAUGAAUCCCAAGUGUUCUGGGUAUUUUGUCGAACCAAUGAAAUGGAUGGAACCUUUUUUGGAGAGUGGCCAAUUAGCAGGCAAGAUUAUUUGCCCGAAGUGCAGUGCCAAGCUCGGCAACUAUGACUGGGCUGGCGUAUGCUGCAGCUGCAACAGUGAAUGGGUGACGCCAGGUUUUUGCAUACACCGAUCUAAAGUCGACGAGGUAGUAGUGGGUUGAACAGCGACGGAUCAAAUAUAACUUACUAUGCACGAGAUUUGAUGAUUCGAACUUGCUCA